Messenger RNA from Maniola jurtina (meadow brown), 973 nucleotides. It is a transcript of the gene Phf5a, whose product is annotated as PHD finger-like domain-containing protein 5A. Gene Ontology annotation, cellular component: catalytic step 2 spliceosome; U2 snRNP; U12-type spliceosomal complex. The transcript has 3 exons. Gene Ontology annotation, biological process: mRNA splicing, via spliceosome. NCBI's taxonomy places the organism in Eukaryota, Metazoa, Arthropoda, Insecta, Lepidoptera, Nymphalidae. The record is from RefSeq and is a predicted model, not a curated record. Bases 113 to 445 code for a protein of 110 amino acids.
AUUACUCUACUCUAUGGUUUUGACUUUUGAGGUUAUAGAUUCCUAUUUUGUUUGUUGAUAUUGUUAAAAUUUCUAUUAAAUUAAGUUUUUGAAUUAAUAAUCCGAAUAAAAUAUGGCUAAACAUCAUCCAGAUCUUAUUUUCUGCAGAAAACAACCUGGCGUUGCUAUCGGUCGUUUAUGUGAGAAAUGCGAUGGUAAAUGUGUAAUUUGCGACUCGUACGUGCGGCCUUGCACACUGGUCCGUAUAUGCGACGAAUGUAACUACGGCUCAUAUCAAGGAAGGUGCGUGAUUUGCGGAGGUCCCGGCGUCUCGGACGCUUACUAUUGUAAAGAAUGUACUAUACAAGAGAAAGAUAGAGAUGGAUGCCCAAAGAUUGUCAAUUUGGGAAGCUCAAAGACAGAUCUGUUUUACGAGAGAAAGAAAUAUGGGUUUAGGAGGCACUAGCAGUAACUUAUUUACUAAUUUACUAACAAUAAAAUUAUAAGACUUUGGGACUCUGUGUUCUCUGGUUUAUAAGUGUAAUUGUUUGAAGUGAGUGUAACAGUUUGGUAUAUUUUAAUAGUUCUUUGGAAAAAUGUAGUUCUGUGUUUAAUAGUGAGAUAAAGAAAUUUCUUGGGUGUACAGUGUACAUGAAAUUUUAAUGAUCUAAAUUGACUUCCGUUUUAAUUGUCUCAGUGUUACUUUAAGUUAAAAAACAUUAAACAUGUGAAAGUGUGACAUGUUUUGGUGAAUUUUCAUUCAUACUGCAGAAAAUUAGUUUGAUGAAUUGUCAAACAAGUGACUCUUCCAUAAAUUAUAUGACAAACUCAGUUUGAUAUGUAUUAUGGAAAACAGAGUUUUCUACUUGUUUUAAAGUGAAUGUUUAGUCAGUGUAAACUCACAUUAAUAAUUUUGAGUUCUAUAAUCUUGAUUGUAUAUUGACCAUAAAAUUUCUUUCCACCCUUGGUGACGUUUUGAUUUACUGCAACUUGU